GUCCGCUCGCCCGCCCGCGUCCGCACAGCGCUGCUCCUCUCCUUCAUCACCUGCCUGUCGAAGCGGCGCAUCCUACACGAUGAUCACGGACGUACAGUUGGCAAUCUUUGCCAAUAUGCUGGGGGUAUCACUAUUCCUACUCGUUGUCCUGUACCACUAUGUUGCUGUUAACAAUCCUAAGAAGCUAGAGUGAUGUAAUAUCACAAAACCAUUAUAUUUACCAGUGUGACAAUUAGGACCAAUCAAAUUGGAAGAAAAGAUGGAAGCUUGUUUAGCAGAUGAAAGAAGAUCCACAUUGGAUUUUACCAAUACGUCAUUCAAAUAAAACAACUGCAUUAAGUGUGCUUUGUACUGAAAAAUGUGCCUUGUCAAUAAAUAUUGAAUUUGUUGGAAUUAUGGAGCACAUAUCUUUGAUUUCUUUAAAAUGAUUUGCAACUUACAAGUGCUGUGAAUUUGUGUUAAUUGAUGGAUAUUUUCUAUCCUACCUUUGGUUAAUGUUAACGUGUAUUUUAUGAUUUGCAGUUCUGUCUCGACGUCUGAUACAUGCACCUAAAGAUCAAAUAGUUUGUCUCCUACAUGUGAUAUCCAAGGUUCCGAUAUAUCAAUUUAUCAUAGAUUAAUUGGUAGUGUAAUCUAUUGCAUACACCGAUAAAAGCGAUAAAAUUAGUAAAUUAAUUUAUGUAAACUUUUAUACAAAUCAAUCUGUUUAUCAAUUGCAUGAAAAGCCAAUAUUUGACGUGAAACUUAAAUAUUCCCUUUUCUUUCCCUGCCCAAGAAUGUAAAAUUCUUCUGAUUUAUUUUGUGUCCCACAUAUUUUCUGGCAUUCAUUAUUUCAGUACUUGUCUGAUUCAUGACAGAUUGUAUGCUUAUCCUUCUUUACUUAAGUAAAAUGCAAUUCUGAUA
Molecule: messenger RNA, 903 nt
Organism: Amblyraja radiata (thorny skate)
Lineage: Eukaryota; Metazoa; Chordata; Chondrichthyes; Rajiformes; Rajidae
Product: dolichyl-diphosphooligosaccharide--protein glycosyltransferase subunit 4
Exons: 3
Coding region: 80-193 (37 amino acids)
Cellular component (GO): oligosaccharyltransferase complex
Source: RefSeq, a predicted model, not a curated record